Setaria italica (foxtail millet) is the source of this 683-nucleotide messenger RNA. Its product is annotated as non-specific lipid-transfer protein 2. Gene Ontology annotation, biological process: lipid transport. The record is from RefSeq and is a predicted model, not a curated record. The transcript has 2 exons. Lineage: Eukaryota; Viridiplantae; Streptophyta; Magnoliopsida; Poales; Poaceae. The coding region runs from base 95 to 400 and encodes 101 amino acids.
ACUCAAACAUACAGCAGCAGCACAACCUCCCACUGGUCGCUCCUGUAAUCUGACUGAGGUCGAUCAGCUAGCUCCAUUCCAAUCGUAACCUGCCAUGGCAGCCGGCAAGGCGUCGUCCCUCGCGCUCCUCCUGGUGGUGCUCACGGUGUCGAGCGCCAUGCUGGAGCUCGCGCCGGGCGCGGGCGCGGCGACGACGUGCACCCCGACGCAGCUGACCCCGUGCGCGCCGGCCAUCGUCGGGAACGCGGCGCCCUCGGCGGCAUGCUGCGCGAAGCUCAGGGCGCACCCGGCGAGCUGCUUCUGCCAGUACAAGAAGGAUCCCAACAUGAAGCGCUACGUCAACUCCCCCAACGGCAAGAAGGUCUUCGCCGCCUGCAAGGUGCCGCUGCCCAGGUGCUGAGCGCCCCGGCCGAUCGAUCGAGCUCGUCCUCGGCUUCGUGCAAGUACACCGAUAGCAUGGUUUGCUGUUGCUCUCUGCUACUAAUAAAAGAGUGACCUGCUUACUUGAGAAUAAACUGAGACGUAGUACUGCUUGGGUACUUUACAGUGUGAGUUCUGCUCUGCAGACUGCCAGACUUGAUGUAUCGUAGUAUCUGAAUACUUGCUAUAUAUGCAAUAAUGUAUGAGCUUCUAUGAAGCAAAUGCUGCAUGAAUAAAAGUGUGAUACAAGAUAAAAAUCCUAA